AUGCACUGGACACCGGAACACGCCCAGCCCCUCAACCAGUGGCCAGAGCAGCACCUGGACGUCUCCUCCACCACCCCGUCGCCGGCCCACAAGUUGGAGCUGCCCCCCGGGGGUCGCCAGCGCUGCCACUAUGCUUGGGCACACGACGACAUCUCUGCCCUCACUGCCUCCAACCUCCUCAAGCGCUACGCCGAGAAGUACUCGGGGGUCCUGGACUCGCCUUACGAGCGCCCCACCCUGGGCGGCUACGGCGACGCCGCCUUCCUCAACGGCGCCAAGGGGGACCCCGAGCCCUGGCCGGGGCCGGAGACCCCCUACCCCUUGGCCUCGCUCCACGAGGGCCUCCCGGGAACCAAGUCGGGCACUGGGGGCGGCUCCGGGGGCCUCGGGGGUUCCCCGGUUUUAGCCGGUAACCUGCCUGAACCCCUCUACGCCGGCAACGCGUGCGGGGGCCCGUCGGCGGCGCCCGAGUACGCGGCGGGCUACGGCGGGGGAUACCUGGCGCCCGGUUACUGUACGCAGACCGGCGCCGCGCUGCCCCCGCCGCCCCCGGCCGCGCUCCUGCAGCCCCCGCCCCCGCCGGGCUACGGCCCCUCUGGGCCUCUGUACAACUACCCAGCGGGUGGCUACGCCGCGCAGCCGGGCUAUGGGACCCUCCCACCGCCGCCCGCCCCGCCCCCAGCCCCCUACCUAACCUCGGGCUUGGCGGCGCCCACGCCCCUGCCCACGCCCGCCCCGUCCCGGCCACCGCCCUCCUCCUACGGCUUCCAGGGGGCCUCGGAGGCCGGGGUGUCGCUGAAGCGCAAGGCGGCCGACGAAGGCGCCGAGGGCCGCUACCGCAAGUACGCCUUCGAGCCCACCAAGGCCCCGGCGGCCGACGGCGCCUCCUACCCCGCCGCAGACAACGGCGAGUGUCGGGGCAACGGGUUCCGGGCGAAGCCGCCGGGAGCGGCGGAGGAGGCAUCAGGCAAGUACAGUGGCGGCGUCCCCCUCAAGGUCCUGGGCUCCCCCGUCUACGGCCCGCAACUCGAGCCCUUUGAGAAGUUUCCGGAGCGAUCCCCGGCGCCGGCUCCCCGCGGGGGCUUCGCGGUGCCGUCGGGGGAGCCUCCCAAAGGUGUGGACCCGGGGGCCCUGGAGCUGGUGACCAGCAAAAUGGUGGACUGCGGGCCGCCGGUGCAGUGGGCGGACGUGGCGGGCCAGGGCGCGCUCAAGGCGGCGCUGGAGGAGGAGCUGGUGUGGCCCCUGCUGAGGCCGCCCGCCUACCCCGGCAGCCCGCGCCCGCCGCGGACCGUGCUGCUCUUUGGGCCGCGGGGCGCCGGCAAAGCGCUGCUGGGCCGCUGCCUCGCCACACAGCUGGGUGCCACGCUGCUGCGCCUGCGCGGAGCCACGCUGGCUGCGCCGGGUUCUGCCGAGGGCACGCGCCUCCUCCAGGCCGCCUUCGCGGCUGCGCGCUGCCGCCCGCCCGCGGUGCUCCUUAUCAGCGAGCUGGACGCGCUGCUGUCGGCUCGGGAGGACAGCGCGACCGCCGCGGGCGCGCUGCAGGCGCCGCUCCUGGCCUGCCUGGACGGCGGCUGCGGCGCGGGAGCCGACGGCGUGCUGGUCGUGGGCACCACCUCGCGGCCCGCGGCCCUGGACGAGGCAACUCGCCGGCGCUUCGCUCUCCGCUUCUACGUGACGCUGCCCGACGGCCCGGCCCGCGGGCAGAUCCUGCAGCGGGCGCUGGCCCAGCAGGGCUGCGCGCUGAGCGAGCGGGAGCUGGCGGCCCUGGUGCAGGGCACCCAGGGCUUCUCCGGGGGCGAGUUGGGGCAGCUGUGCCAGCAGGCGGCGGCCGGGGCGGGCCUCCCGGGGCUGCAGCGCCCCCUCUCCUACAAGGACUUGGAGGCGGCGCUGGCCAAGGUGGGCCCUAGGGCCUCGCCCAAGGAGCUGGACUCGUUCGUGGAGUGGGACAAAAUGUACGGCUUCGGACACUGAAGGCGCUCCGUGAGGCCGCGGGAGCCGCCGCCCGCCUCCCCGCCCCUCUGUUUGGGAGGGACGUCUUUAACCCCACCGGGCUGGGGGAUGCGGAGUGAGGGAUAUGGGGUGGGGGAGAGAAGGGGGCUGCCGGUGGAUGUUUUUUUUUCGUGGGAAGGAAAAUGCUUCUGCUAGGCAGAUAGAUGCCGUAUGCGCUGUGUACUCAGGUUUUUCCUAUUUAUUGUGGACGGGAAGCUCGCCAUCUCGGCCCCGCGGACGGAAGGCCCGGGGCCGAAGGAACUCCUGCUCUCUCGCCACAAUCCUUUUGUCUCCUUGCUUUGUGAAUGGCUCCCUCCCCCUCCUCCACUCCCCCUCUCUCUGCGUUCGCGUAGUUUUCUUUCCCCGUCGCUUUGUCACUGACCAUACCUCGUACCACACCGCCCCACCCGCGCUGGCUCUGUUUCUCUUUUGCUCCUCCCUCCCCUGUCUCUCCAUCUAUCACCCUCUGUGCUUCUGUCUCCAUCCCUUGCUCUCCAGCCGCUCGUCUCUUGGUCCCUCUCCCUGCCUUCUGUCCCUCACAUUCAAAGACUGCGGUGUCCCUUUCAGGAGAUCUGGAGGUCUAGGGGCUGAAGAGGAGGGGUAGGGAGUCCCCUCCCACCCCGUAUCCGUCACCCAGCUGAAACC
Molecule: messenger RNA, 2634 nt
Organism: Physeter macrocephalus (sperm whale)
Lineage: Eukaryota; Metazoa; Chordata; Mammalia; Artiodactyla; Physeteridae
Product: fidgetin-like protein 2
Exons: 1
Coding region: 1-1971 (656 amino acids)
Molecular function (GO): microtubule severing ATPase activity; ATP hydrolysis activity; ATP binding
Source: RefSeq, a predicted model, not a curated record